UUUUUGUCAAGUUCUUUGCUCUACAGUGUUGAAGCUCUGAUUAGUGAUCUCCUUUGGCGUGUCAUUCACAAGAAGAACAUUGUACUGAAAUCAGACAAACACAGAUGUUAAGGAAAUGGAGCAUAUAUACUAUGACCAGAACAAAAAUAAUGGCGCAUAUAUUCUCCACAAACGGUUGCAGAUCACUUCUCAGGACUUGUAAGAUCAUUGUCACUUUCAAGGAAGUCCAUAAAAGCAUAAGCAAGAGCAGAAACUAGGUGAAGAGUGAAACAAGCACUUCUCUUGUAGAAAUACUAGCUUUCCAGGAUUUCACAUGGCUCAGUCCAUCAGUUUGCAUAGCCAUGGAGGAGAAAUUGCAGUGAAUUUCGAAAGCGGCGACAGCUCGAGUAAAGAAACCAUUAUGAAUAAAAGCAACACUCCCGGAACAUUCAAGAGACCCGGUGUCUCAUUCCAUGAAGUACUAACUGAAGUUCUUCGCCGACAGAGCCAAGACACGUCCGACCAGCAAAGCUUUCAAUCAAGAUCCAGUCCAGACGACUCUUCCCGCGAGAGCCCAUGGACCUCUAUCUGGAGCAAGGUGAAGUCUCGGUCAAUUCACGUUCAUGAUAAGGAACCGUGUCAACCAGAUGAUCACAAGGAUGAUUGGGCCGAAGAUAUCCCCGAAGAACUGAAGAAGAUGAAAUUUGGCGAGUUAAUGAUUCUCCAAUGCUUGAUUCUAUUAAUUAUUGUGCUUGCCUUGAUUUGCAGCCUGAGUAUUCCUAGUCUAAAGAGGCAAACCCUGUGGAAUCUUCCGAUAUGGAAAUGGGAAGCAAUGACUUUGGCUUUAGUGUCAGGACGCUUAAUAUCCAGUUGUGUGGUCCGGGUUGUCGUCAAAGUCGUCGAACGGGUUUUCCUACUGCACAGGAGGGUUCUAUACUUCAUCUAUGGCCUAUGGAGGGCGGUGCGAAACUGCCUCUGGUUGGGCCUUGUUUUGCUCGUAUGGCAUUUCGUUUUCAAUUCCGAAAUGGAAAAGAAGGAUGGCAGCAGUGCCUUGUCCUAUGUGACCAAGGUUUUAGUAUGCUUCCUGGUGGCAUCGGUGAUUUGGCUCUUGAAGACGCUCCUCGUUAAGGUCCUCGCUUCGUCCUUCCACGUCAAUACCUACUUCGAGCGGAUUCACGAGGCUCUAUUUGAUCAAUUUGUCAUCGAGACGCUCUCGGCGAAAGCAGCAAUGACGUACAAUGCAGGGGAGCAGGUAUGUGGCAACGCUCCCAAGACAACAGAGUUGCAGCAUGCUGCUUCAGGUGAUCUCAGGGAACCACUUCUACCAAAAGGCAGCAGAUCGAGGCAGAGUGGAAGAUCGACAAACCGUCCCCAGAUUGGAGGAAGCACAGAUUUAGCUGGAAGGAGGAUUAAUCAGAAGAGCGCAUCGGCUUGGUGUAUUGGGAGGAUGAUGGACAUCAUUCAGCACGGGACUCUGUCGACUCUGGACGAGAAGAUACUGGAUUCAAACAUGGAAGAUGGGUCUUUGAUGGAGAUCAGAAAUGUGUGCCAGGCAAGAGAGGUGGCCAAGAAGAUUUUUCUCAAUGUGGCCCAACCAGGGUCCAAGCUCAUUUGUCUUGAUGACCUGACGUACUUCAUGAAGAAGGAUGAAGCUGCAAAACUCAUACGCCGAGUUGCCAAAGACAGUGGUAAAAUUGACAAGAAAUCUCUAGAAAUUUGGGUGAUUAAUGCCUACAAAGAGAGAACGGCACUUGCGCGAUCUCUCAACGACACCAACACAGCCGUCGACGACCUCCACAACAUGCUCGACAUUCUCAUCGCUAUUAUCAUUGCCGUCAUCUGGCUCAUCAUACUUGGGGUACCCAUCAUGCAGUUCCUGGUCUUCAUAAGCUCGCAGUUCAUUUUGUUGGCCUUCGUCUUCGGGAACAGCUGCAAGAUGGUGUUCGAAGCUAUAAUCUUCUUAUUCGUGAUGCACCCGUACGACGUCGGCGAUCUCUGCGAAGUGGAUGGAAUGCCGAUGGUUGUUGAAGAGAUGAAUAUACUGACCACCGUGUUUCGGAAGUUCGACAACCUGAAGAUGAGAUACCCCAACAGCAUCUUGGCCACCAAGGCUAUAAGCAAUUACAACCGCAGUGCGGAGAUGCUGGAGACCAUUAAUUUUUGCCUGCACAUCUCCACUCCCAUGGAAAAGAUCGACAAGUUGAAAACGAAGAUUACGCAGUAUGUGGAAAGCCGGAGCGACCACUGGCACCCGAAUCCAUUAGUCCUGAUAAGGGACCUAGAGGACAUGAACAAGAUAACCAUGAUUCUGUGGCUCGUGCACAAGGUCAAGCAUCACAACACCAAAGAGAGGUGGAUUAGCAGAAAUGUCCUGAUCGAACACAUGAUCGAGAUAUUCAGACAGGACGGGAUCGAAUACCGGAUGCUACCCCUCGACGUGAACGUCCGCAACCUGCCGAGCCCGACUUCGGACCGGCUUCCUUCCAACUGGACAGCUUGUGCCACUGAACAUAGAAGUAACUAAAACUUGUAACGGCAUCUCUUUUGUUUUGUGCAAGAUGAGCGGUCAUUUGAAGUUGGGAUAGACGAGAGAAACUAAUUAGACGAAGGCGGGAUGCAUUUGAAUCGA
This is a messenger RNA of Syzygium oleosum, 2608 nucleotides long. RefSeq names its product mechanosensitive ion channel protein 6-like. Gene Ontology annotation, cellular component: plasma membrane. Lineage: Eukaryota; Viridiplantae; Streptophyta; Magnoliopsida; Myrtales; Myrtaceae. The record is from RefSeq and is a predicted model, not a curated record. Bases 314 to 2503 code for a protein of 729 amino acids. Gene Ontology annotation, biological process: monoatomic anion transport; transmembrane transport. Gene Ontology annotation, molecular function: mechanosensitive monoatomic ion channel activity. The transcript is spliced from 5 exons.